Armigeres subalbatus is the source of this 2695-nucleotide messenger RNA. RefSeq lists its product as uncharacterized. The record is from RefSeq and is a predicted model, not a curated record. NCBI's taxonomy places the organism in Eukaryota, Metazoa, Arthropoda, Insecta, Diptera, Culicidae. Bases 311 to 1030 code for a protein of 239 amino acids. The transcript is spliced from 2 exons.
ACACUGCUAAAACGUUAUAUACGCUAGCUAUAUUCAGUCCGAUCUUUAUUUAUUUUUUUAUAAGUUAACUUCAUUUUCUUGAACUGAACGAUACGUUGUUUCUAGUGCAACCACAGUGAAAAGUGAUCAUAGUGUUUUCAGAGCACUUUGUGCGAUAGAAAAGAUACAAAUAGCAGUUAAAAAUCAUCAUUCUUCUGCUGAUACCGCGUUAUUCUAGAUAAUAGAAAUAACUUCUUCUUAUCAUACGUGUAAUCAGUGGACUCCUGUCGGCUAUUCCCGGUACUAUUAAUUUAUCAUUUGUUUAUCAACAAUGGUGAAGAAGUGCGACGGCGACCCUUGUUUUGGUGGAUCUAGCAGAGCUAGCAAAACAGAAUGUCGAGCCUGUCGAAAAUCUUUUCAUUUGAAGUGCGCAAACCUAAACGGAAGCCUGUUCAAAGCGAUUCGUGAUUCACCAGGUGUGUUUUGGUUUUGUCCAGUCUGUCGUGUUACUGAAAAUCCACUGGAUCAUCGCACCAACAACAACACAACAAUUGAUAUCGUUCUGCAUCGCCUGAAUUCACUUGCACGGCUGGUAAAUGCGCAAAUCGACAUUACUCGAUCAAUGUACCGUGCAUUUGGAUCAGCCUGUGUCCGUCCGAGUUUAACCAACCCAUAUUCUACUUCGCCGAAACACCAGUCGGCAAAUCGCUCCGAUUGUAACUUCGAUGAUGCGCUCGAUCAAAUGCAGUUUAAUUUCACACAGGACUUCAACUCCCUAAUUGAGGCAAAUGCUUCUGAUAUGCAUGGUAAUAUUACCAAGAACCAUAAUGAUCAACGAGCCGAGAACAAUAAACGUGAUCGGACAUCGAGCUCCGGAUUAUCUUUACUUGAGGGAGAUGAAAAGCGAAUGAGAAUCAAAACAGCUCUUUUGUGGGACAACCGCAUUUUCCGUGCAGAAUCACUGGAGACGACCAUCUACCUCUUUCGGCUACCACUCCAUCCAUUACUACAGCUAAUUCUGCUGCGGCUACUGCUGCCGAUACUGCUGUAGAUCUGGAUAAUGCCUCGAAUGAUAUUAUCACUAAUAUAGCUUCUACUACUGCCUGCUAUGUUGCUCCCACUGUUACAUACUAUGUAGCCCCCACUGCCGCGACAAAUGUCGCUUGCACUGUUGCGACCAAUGUCGCUCCCACUGACACGACAAAUAUCAUCCCCACAUCAGUAACAAAUGUCACCACUGAUAGGAAUAGGAAUGGUGAGCAAACAAUCGCUUCGUGUAUGGCCACUUUGGGUUCUCAAUCACUUCGUUCAACUGUAUCUACCACUACGGCCAAUAAUAAUGCUGCUACCACUGCUGCUGCUGCUGCUAAUGCUGAUGUUUCGUGCUACACUGUUCCCACCGGUGCAACGACUGUUGCUAUGUCAUCCGUCAUGAGAUCAAAUAUCCCGGCUCCUGAUGCUUCAAUUUCACUUUUAACUGAUAGUCAGUGUACUAAUGAUAGUAUCUCCGCAAACCAUCCAAGAAAUGCUAAUAGUAGGAAUAAUGUCAGACAAGUAUCUACUUGUAUUUACACGCCCACAACAGCUUUACCAUUGCCAAUACGCGUGAAUAGUUUGCGCAAUGAAGCGUUAGGUAAUAGUUUAAGUACAAAUGUGCUACCCAACCUCUUAGUGGCGAACCCACAACUGCCUCAGAAAUGGUUCUACGUUUCUCCUUUCCUUCCGCAAGAAGACUGUAAUAACGUGAUUAAUUAUGUUUCGAAGAAAACGAAUAGUGAUCAACAUUCCAUAAUAUGUCACAAGUUAAUUAGGCGUAAUCGCGAAUCAAGUCGUUCUCUUACAUAUGUAUCAUUUAAAAUGAGUUUUCCAGAAAGAUUAGUUAAUGUUGUGACAUCGAACGGUUUUUGGCCAAACGGAGUGAUUAUAAAACCUUUUUCUGAUCAAAAGCCUGUUAUGAAACGAAUGGAAUCUGCAGCAGUACAUGUGUCUUUCCCUCGAAAUAAUAAGAAUUUUUUAGGACAACCGGGGCAAUCCCCCCAGUACAGCUCUUCAAGAACCGUUUAUCAACGAAUACCAUCACCACGAAUGGCCAAACCUCGUCCGCCGAGCAAACCCCAAAGGCCGCCGAGCUCGAAUUCCACUCGGACUCCACGUGUGUUGGAAACACUCGUCUAAAUGGACUGAAUGUGUUUUACCAAAAUGUUAGGGGAAUUAGAACGAAAUUAGACAAAUUAACUGUUGCCGUUACCUCCACAAACUAUGAUGUUAUUGUGUUUACAGAAACAUGGCUUGAUGAUACAAUAACCAAUCAACAGAUUUUCGGAUCAGAUUAUUCGGUAUUUCGUUGCGAUAGGUCGCGAUUCAACAGUUCCAAACGUCGCGGUGGGGGUGUAUUGAUAGCCACCCACCGAAGAUUGAAUGCUUCUAUUAUUCUCCAAGAUUCGCUUGAACUUGAACAAAUAUGGGUCCAAAUUACUGUUCGAAGCUUCAAGAUCUUUGUUUGUUCCUUCUAUCUGCCCCCUGAUAAAAAAACAAAUUUACACAUACUAAAUGCUCACAUCAGUUCUAUCGAGAAUGUUUCAUCUAAACUCGGUGAACGUGAUGCUGUAAUCAUUUGUGGCGAUUACAACUUAUCAUGUAUCAAUUGGCACUCUAACACGCUGGACCCUAGCGCUGGGUUGAUUGUUGGACCUCUAAGUUCUGAGCGAACCUUACC